AUGAUUAAAAUUUUUAUUAGUAAUAUAGGCUUUGGUAUAACUUCUCCAGAUGCACUUAUACGCCUUAAAAAAUAUGGAACUAUUAUUAGAAAUGAUAAAAAUAAACGUUUCAAUGCGGAUGAACUUGCUUCAUGUGUUGCUAAUUGUGAUAUACUGAUCGCUGGAACUGAACCUAUAACAAAAAAAGUUUUUGAUAAAGCUUCUUCUUUACGUUUAAUUGGAAGAGUUGGCGUGGGAUUAGAUAAUAUUGAGCUUGAAGCUGCAAAACACAAAAAGACCACUAUUAUAUAUACACCUGAUGCUCCAUCUUAUGCAAUGGCUGAAUUUACAUUAUCUUUAAUGCUUAAUCUUAUUAAAAAUAUAUCUAUUAUCAAUAAUUAUAUGCAUAACGGACAAUGGAUGAGGUUUUAUGGGAAGCAAUUAUCCUCUCUAACAAUAGGUAUUAUAGGUGUUGGACGGGUUGGUAGAAAGGUAAUUAGCCUUUUAAAAUCUUCUUUUCCAAAUCUAAAAAUACUUAUGUAUGAUCCCUAUAACGUUGAAAAUAUUGAAGGAGUAGAUAGAUGUUCAUUGAUACACCUUAUUAAAAAAACCGAUAUUGUCUCAUUACACUUGCCUAGAACUUUAGAAACUACUCAUUUAUUAAAUAAGAAUAAUAUUUUUAAAAUGAAAAAAGGCUCUUAUUUAAUAAACACAUCAAGGGGAGAAGUUGUAGACGAGAAGAUUCUUUAUGAUGCAUUAAAGAGUGGUCAUCUUGCAGGAGCGGCUCUGGAUGUAUUUGAACAAGAACCUUAUAUGGGCCCCUUAAAAGAAAUAAAUAAUUGCAUUCUAACAUCUCAUAUAGGAUCAAUGACUUAUGAAGCACGUGCUUUAAUGGAAAAACAACUGGUUGAUGAUGUAAUAAAUUUUAUUACUGGUCAAACUCUUAAAUACCCUGUUCCAAAUUUUGAUUUUAGCAAGGAAACAUGA
Molecule: messenger RNA, 966 nt
Organism: Stylophora pistillata
Lineage: Eukaryota; Metazoa; Cnidaria; Anthozoa; Scleractinia; Pocilloporidae
Product: hydroxypyruvate reductase-like
Source: RefSeq, a predicted model, not a curated record